UUUUUGAAAUGCAUGAGUAAACGUCGGAACAUUUGCUGAAAGUUAAAAACGAGUGUUGUGAUGUAUCGGGAGAUUACUCGGCCUAAUAUUAUCUUACAUAACUUGCGGCAAGUGUUACAGAGACGUUAAUUGAAAGGCCGCUGCGCUAGAACAAUAGAUCGAAUAGGCCUAACCUAACCAUGAGCAACAAGACUAACAAUAACGGGGAGAUAGAUCCUGUGCAGGAGCAGCUGACCGGACGAGUACGGGAGGUCGGGAACUACGCGAUCUGGAGCUUAUCCAGCUGUAAGCCGGGAUUCGGCGUGGACCAGCUUCGCGACGACAUCACAGAAACCUACUGGCAAUCGGACGGGCAGCUGCCACACUUGGUCAACAUACAGUUCAAGAGAAAGACGACCAUUCGCGACAUAUGCAUCUACACGGAUUACAAGCUGGACGAGAGCUACACUCCCAAUAGGAUAAGUAUCAGAGCCGGGACCAACUUUAACGAUUUGCAGGAGGUAGAGGUGAUGGACUUGAAUGAGCCGAGCGGAUGGAUAGUGAUUCCUAUCAAAAACAUUAAUGAUCGACCAAUUAGGACGUUCAUGAUUCAGAUAGCAGUUAUCAGCAAUCAUCAAAAUGGCAGGGACACUCACAUGAGGCAAAUCAAGAUCCAUAGCCCUGCACAAGAUAUCCUUGGUCCACCAGCGCCUUACCUCCCAGGGCAAUUUCUCACCAAUGAAUUUUUACGCUACGCCACUAUUAGAUAAGACUUACUGGAAUUUGGAAAGGUAGAAACUGUGCAGAAAAAAUUGUAAACACGAUAUUAUUGGACAUUCAAACUCGCAUCGUGAAUCAGUCAUGAUCAGUAGCUCAUGAACCUACUUCAUGUAAAUAUGUUACGAGAACUCUUCCUGAUUUUCACAUUAAUAUGUGUAACACAGUGUGGACGUUACCUUUCUCACUCGACGGAAAAUUUGUACGCGAUACUCGAUCGUACAACAGAAUACUUCAAAAAUCUCAGUGAUGGUAAAAUAUCAAUUGCUUUAUCACUCAAAUACAAAAACUACAAAAUUACCUCUAUUCAAUGAAACAUAUUUGACAUUUUAGUGUACGAUGUAUUAAAUAGUGAGACUUUGAAUAAUAUUAACAACGAAAUUGUUAAGUAUAUGAAUGAUACGACUGAAACAAUUCUUCAGGAAAGCAAGCGUCGAAAGAGGGGUCUUCAGAAUGAACCCCAUAAAGGUAGGAAAAUAAUUUCUUCUAUGUAUAUUUGAGUAAAAAGCUUGUGAAAUUAAAUCAAUUUUUGUAUAAU
Molecule: messenger RNA, 1294 nt
Organism: Monomorium pharaonis (pharaoh ant)
Lineage: Eukaryota; Metazoa; Arthropoda; Insecta; Hymenoptera; Formicidae
Gene: APC10
Product: anaphase-promoting complex subunit 10
Exons: 4
Coding region: 180-749 (189 amino acids)
Biological process (GO): anaphase-promoting complex-dependent catabolic process; protein K11-linked ubiquitination
Cellular component (GO): anaphase-promoting complex
Source: RefSeq, a predicted model, not a curated record